Molecule: messenger RNA, 1545 nt
Organism: Arabidopsis thaliana (thale cress)
Lineage: Eukaryota; Viridiplantae; Streptophyta; Magnoliopsida; Brassicales; Brassicaceae
Gene: PRN
Product: pirin
Exons: 6
Coding region: 394-1257 (287 amino acids)
Cellular component (GO): nucleus
Source: RefSeq, marked reviewed
CUCUUAUGGUGUGAACGCGAUUAUUCCUAUGUGUCUCUAAGAUUAAACAAGUAAUGGAAAUUUUGAGCAUUCGUAAUCCUUUUUCCCUAACGUAUUCGUAAUCUAAUCGGCUAUGAAUCAAUCCAUAUUCACCAGAAUCCAUAAUAUAAUCAAUUAUUCAGCAAUAAUUACGGUUGGUCCACACAAAUAUAGACCCACUCACCUUCACCUACAACUUCCAGUUGCAGUCAAUACUCUGCAUCUCCCUCUUUCUCUCUCGCUAUAUAUAGUUUACACACACGCCACUACCCAAAUACAAAGCACUGACUUCUUCCAUUAACAAGCUUUUCUUCGUUUAUCAUCACCAUCACCAUCAUCAUCAUCAUCAUCAUCGUCAUCAUCAUCAUCAUCAUCAUGACGUAUGAGAACAAUAGUGUACCAAGAAUUGUAAUCAAGAAAGUUCUAGCAAAGCUUGAGAAGGAAGGUGAAGGAGCUGUCGUUAGAAAUGGCAUCACAAAGAUUGACCAGAAGUUAUUGGACCCGUUCGUGUUGCUAGUUGAAUUUUCCUUUUCACUCUCAGCUGGAUUCCCAGAUCAUCCUCACAGAGGUUUUGAAAGUGUUACAUACAUGCUACAGGGAGGUAUCAUUCACAAAGAUCCUAAAGGUCAUAAAGGUACAAUUCAAGCCGGAGAUGUUCAGUGGAUGACAGCAGGAAGAGGAAUCAUUCAUUCCGAAUUUCCGGAAGAAGAAGUAAACAAUGGUUUACAGCUUUGGAUCAAUCUCCCUUCCACUGAAAAAAUGACUGAACCAAAAUAUAAGGAACUAUCGAGUUUAGACAUUCCUCGAGCAGAAGAAAACGGAGUUGAGGUCAAAGUCAUAGCCGGAGAUUCAAUGGGAAUCAAAUCUCCAGUCUACACAAGAACACCAACAAUGUUCCUUGACUUUACCCUCAAGCCAGGAUCUCAAACCCACCAAACCGUUCCAGAAUCAUGGACCGCUUUCGCUUACAUUAUAGAAGGCGAUGAAGGUGUUUUCGGUUCCUUGAACUCUUCCGCAAUAUCGGCCCACCAUGUUGUUGUGUUUGGGCCAGGGGAUUUAGUUAGCGUGUGGAACAAGUCAACUUCGAGGUCAUUGAGGUUUUUGUUGAUUGCAGGGGAACCUAUCGGCGAGCCUGUGGUUCAGUGUGGUCCCUUUGUGAUGAAUUCACAGGCGGAGAUCGAUAUGGCUUUUGAUGACUAUCAGAAUGCUAAGAACGGGUUUGAAAUGGCCAAGUGUUAGAGGUUACAGUGAAAAGAGUUUGUAAACAAAAACCAUUCUGAUUAUUUUGGAUUUUGUUGUCUUUAUUCCACAUUCAAGAUGAGAUCAAUGUUAGGGGCUAUAAUAUCAACCAUCUCUUUCAUAAAGUCGAUUAGACUCGAGAUCGUAUUACAGCUUUGACUACAAAUGGAUCAGGAAAGCUUGAGACAAAUGAAAACAUGUUCACAAUUUCAACUUCUAUGUCACUAAUCCACCAUAUGGGCAUUAAAACAGAGUGACACAACCAUACUAAAACAUGUUAAAUACUCA